AUUUAAUGUCUUGAAAACGAUAUUUCAUUACAUUUCAUUCAAAUUCCUCAACCUCUCUCUUUCUCUUCUCUCUUUCAUCGCACCACUCUCUCUUUCUCGAUUUCUCAGGUGAUUUAGCCAUGGCUGGAAAAGGAGGGAAAGGACUUGUUGCGGCGAAAACCACCGCUGCUAACAAGGAUAAAGACAAGAAGAAACCUACUUCCCGCUCAUCUCGUGCCGGAAUCCAGUUUCCUGUGGGGAGGAUCCACAGACAGCUGAAGCAAAGAGUUCAGGCCAAUGGACGUGUUGGUGCAACUGCUGCUGUUUACUUGGCAUCCAUUCUGGAGUAUCUGACCGCAGAAGUUCUUGAACUUGCUGGAAAUGCAAGCAAAGAUUUGAAGGUGAAGAGGAUAACACCAAGGCAUUUGCAGCUUGCAAUUAGGGGAGAUGAGGAACUUGAUACCCUUAUUAAAGGGACAAUUGCUGGCGGUGGUGUCAUUCCUCACAUUCACAAGUCCUUGAUCAACAAAACUGCCAAGGAAUGAUUGAGAUGUUUUGUUUUUCUUUCAUGUGCUGUUUUUUUUUACUUUAACUAGGGUGUGGUUUUUUUAUUAAGUGAUAUGAUGAUCACAGUAGGGUAGUUUUAGAAUUGAAUCAAUUAAUAUGUUUCUGUGUAAAUGGUGGUGUUCUUAUGUGAUCCUGUUGAGUGGUUUAAUUUGUUUGUCUUAAAAGAUUCGUGAUCCUCUCAUGUUUUCUCUUAACCCUUUAUGUUACAGUCUGUCUAUUGUAGUCUUAAUUUACAUUUUC
Vicia villosa (hairy vetch) is the source of this 786-nucleotide messenger RNA. Its product is annotated as histone H2A variant 1. NCBI's taxonomy places the organism in Eukaryota, Viridiplantae, Streptophyta, Magnoliopsida, Fabales, Fabaceae. The coding region runs from base 120 to 524 and encodes 134 amino acids. The record is from RefSeq and is a predicted model, not a curated record. Gene Ontology annotation, cellular component: nucleosome. Gene Ontology annotation, molecular function: protein heterodimerization activity; DNA binding; structural constituent of chromatin. The transcript has 3 exons.